This is a messenger RNA of Tricharina praecox, 514 nucleotides long. RefSeq lists its product as uncharacterized. Bases 201 to 374 code for a protein of 57 amino acids. The record is from RefSeq and is a predicted model, not a curated record. The transcript has a single exon. NCBI's taxonomy places the organism in Eukaryota, Fungi, Ascomycota, Pezizomycetes, Pezizales, Pyronemataceae.
GGGAGGAAGUGGCGAAGUGACGUGGAGGGGCGGGAUGAAGUUUGGGACUUUGAGGGAUGGGAGGGAGGGGAGGGGGAGGCCAGGGUUCGUUAUUGAUCCGUAGGUUUGGGAGUGCUUUUCGCUGGUGUUUUGAGAGAGGAGUGUUUUGAGUGGCGAUUGCUGAGUGGAGCGGUUGCGGUGGCGUUGACGUUGGCGUUGUAAUGCGGUGUAUUUUUUUCUUACUCUUAGUUACUCUUACUCGAUACCUCUUCUGUUGCUUUUGCCCUAUAAGCUUAGUUUGUCUGCUCAUUGAUACCUCUUCCUCUGGCUAUUGCUUUAACUGCUUGUUUAGCUUUCCUUUUCUUUUCUUGCUUUUUGAUUGUUUGAUUGUUUGAGUGGUGGAGGAAUGGAGGUAUGGAGGGAUAGCUCGAGGUGGACUCGAGGCGGGCUCGAAGGCUGGCACAAAGGGCUGGUAUAAAGUAUACAUAUUCAAGCUGCGAAUUGUGAAGAGAGAGAGAGAGAGAGAGAGAGAGAG